AUGAUAAGUUUUGUUAAUAAAUAUUGUUACAGAAGCUGCUUGAGUUACUUUAUAAAGCUUAAAUAGAAAGUAGAUUUAGAUACUCUCGCUAAAGAGGUUGAAUAGCAAAAGAUUAUCAUAAACUCUCCUCAAACAAAGAAUAUUGAUGAUUUUCUCAAGAAGUAUAACAAAAUGAAAAAUAUUUAAAAGGAUUAUGAACUCAUGUAAACCGCACAUAAGGAUUAUCCUUCGCUAGCUUAGUAUUAGAUGAGUAGAACUUUAGACAUGGAGAAAACUGCUAGGAGAAUAGGUCAAGUGCAUAAAAGUCAAAAAAAUAAUCUAGAAAAUAUGAAUAAAUCAACAAAGGCCAUCCAAAUUUUAAAGAAUGAACUUUAUGAACUUUAUUUUCUUUUAGAAAACAAAAAAUAUGAUUUGAAUUCUUAGAAACAGACAAGUUUACUUAAACUUAAAAAAUAUGUUGAAAAUCAUAAUUUAUCGGCAAUUUAAAUGCCACAUUAAGAUGUAAUAAAUUCUAAUAUUCCUUUAUUAGCUUAAUCAGGAGAGAUGCUUGUAGAUAUUUAAGGACAACUAAAGGCAUUUAGACCUGAUGAUUCCAGGUUAUUGCAAUAGUUUUAAUACCUCAAAAAGUUCACAGUUCAAAUAUUCAAUAACUAAGGCUUUUAAAUUUUUGAUAACAGUUUUUACAAUUUUUAAAAAUGUGAAUAUCCAAUUAAUAUGAUAUUCAACGAAGAAUAUAAAUUUGUUGAAACUAAUGCAGAAGAAAAAGAAUAUUUUUGUCUUGACUCAAGCAUUCCUGGUUUGCUACAACUGAUCUAAACAAGAAUUAAUUUUUAAGAGAAGUUCAAAAUUUUAGUUUUUACUCUAGUUUAUAAUAAAAAUCUAAAUGGAAUGUAAGAUCUAAAAAUAGAAGUUAUUUCUGAAACUGAUGCUUAAAAUCUAGAAGAAGAUAUAAUAAGUUUAAUUGAUGCAGGUCUUAGCUAUUUAGAGAAAACAAUCAACUUUAAAAAUAUAAAAAUUGAAAGCAUAAAUGAUAACACAAAAUCUCAAAUAACUUUGCAAAUGCAAGAUGGAGAUUUAUUAAAGCUAAGAAGUUAUGGAAACUUUAUCUCUAAGAGGUUAAAUUUAAAACUAAAACACUUUGCAGGUUAAGAAGAAUUUGAAGAAGUUUCUUGCAUUAAUAUUUUGGAAAUACCCUCUCUACUAAAUUUGUUAUUAUAUCAAAAUCACGCUUAAUAAUAAAAUUAAUGA
Molecule: messenger RNA, 1248 nt
Organism: Tetrahymena thermophila SB210
Lineage: Eukaryota; Ciliophora; Oligohymenophorea; Hymenostomatida; Tetrahymenidae
Exons: 5
Source: RefSeq, a predicted model, not a curated record